Molecule: messenger RNA, 1515 nt
Organism: Aethina tumida (small hive beetle)
Lineage: Eukaryota; Metazoa; Arthropoda; Insecta; Coleoptera; Nitidulidae
Exons: 12
Coding region: 757-1401 (214 amino acids)
Source: RefSeq, a predicted model, not a curated record
GUUUUAGAUCCCUUACUUUAGAGUAAUUACUUUAUGGUUGCACAUUUUUUAUACCUCCAACGUUGCGGCCCUUGACGUUUUAAUGCGUUCCUGAUUUCAAGAUUUGACUGAGUCAAUAUGAGCGAGGACUGGGUUGACGAUCCGCCUUCAGAGUUUCAUCCUGUUGAAGGUGGCACUAGGUUUUACUGGACCAAUUUACGGUAAUAAGUCGAAGGAUACUGAUGUUUCCAAUACAAGGAACGUCAGUACUACACGAUCAGGAAAAUCACACCAAACUUCAGAUGACAAAUGGGGAAGUGGCGACAAUAAUAAUAAUAAUGGAAAUAGAGGAAAUGUUGAAAGUAAUAGUAACGGUAGAGACUUUAGAGAUGUCAAAUGGGAAAGUGGCGAUAAUAAUUAUGAUAAUAAAGGAUAUAGAUGAAAUGUUGAAUGGGGUACGAGUAUCAAAGACAGAAGAGUUGGAAGAGGACGAGGAUUUGGUCGAGAUGUUGACAGUCAUCACAAACCUAACAACAUUAACAAUAGAUGGGGAGAAAAUCACCAAGAAGGCGCAAUAGGCGAUAGAGGAGAUAACAAGUGGGAAACUGGCGACGGCAAUAAUGAAAACAAGGAAAACAUUGAAUAGGGAAACAGUGGCAAUGGCAGAGGAAAUAAAUAAAAUUAUUACAUUAUUUAAAACAAAUUUUAUAAAUUAAGUUGUUUUUAUAGACCGAAGAGGCCGUAGUUAUAGUCGAGGUGGUGGCAACAGAUUUAAUAAUGAUGAAACGUGGGUUGAAAAUGGCGAGGAAGGCUCAAAAGGCAGAAGAGGAGGUGACAUGUGGUAAAAUGGCGACAAUAAUAAUAAAGGAAAGGGAGGAAAUGUUGAAAGGAAUGGCAGCGGUACAGACAGAAGAGGAAGAGGACGAUGUUUUGGUCGAGAUGUUGACAGUCGCCACAAAUUUAAUAACAGUAACAAAGGAUGGGGAGAAAAUGACCAAGAAGGCGAAAGAGGCGAAAGAGAAGAUGACAACUGGGAAAGUGGAGACAACUAUAAGAGAAAUAGGGAUACCACUGAAUACCGAAGGGGCCGUGGUUAUAGUCGAGGCGGUGGCAACAGAUUUAAUAAUGAUGAAACGUGCGUUGAAAAUGGCGAGGAAGGCGCAGGAGGCAGUACAGGAGGUCGCAACAAUCAAACCCGAAGUGGCAGCGGAGUGGACGACAGCUGGGGUGGAAGAAGCGACGGUGCUUGGGGUGAAGACGAUAAGGGAAGGCGUUGUCGCAACAUGGGCGACUCCAACAGAAGAGGUCGCACUGAUAUUGACACAAACGAUACCGGUCCGGAGAAACCGCGGGAGAUUUACGUGCCCCUGGAAGGGGUCGGAGAGGAUGAUCUCUUCACAACCACCAUUACUUCGGGUGUGAAUUUUAUUAAACUGACUGACGUUGAAGUAAAUGUGUCGGCACAGAACGUGCCCAGGCCGAUUGCUUCAUUUGAAGCAUCCCAACUUAGACAACUGUUAUGUGAUAAUGUGAAAA